CGAGCCUUACUUAAUUUCGAAUUCAUAUGCUUUAAAAAAGCAUUAUUUUAGAAAGACAAAUGCUCUUUAGAGUCAAUCAUUAGCUUUUUUGUUUUUUAAUAAAUACUUCAAAACAGCGUAUUGAUCAAAAGACAUAAUAAGUGUCAAAAAAGUAUUUGUUGGAAAAAAUAAGUAGUUCCCAGUGAGAAAAAAUGUUAAAUAAUUUCAAAAACAGCAAGGGUUAUUGGGAAAAAGUGCGUCGUAACAAAAAAUUGUUGAAAAGAUUAUCGUUAUUAAACCCGGAGGGUACGGCGAAAAAAUUACCAGAGAUACAAAAAACCAAGUUUUUGCCCCAAGUUGCAAAUGUUGGUGGUAGCAUAUGCAUUUGUAUUGAAAGUGAAGAGAAUAUGGAAUACGGGUUGGAUGAGAGCACAUCCGAACUUAAUACAGUACCCAAUCAGAUUGAAGCAGAAAAUUAUGAAAUUGGUAGUUUGAGAAGUGGCUUAAAAGAAUGGGCAUUAAUACACAACAUACCACAUACGGCUUUAAAAAAUUUGCUGUGUAUUUUAAAUCAGGCUGUGCCACAAGAAAAGCUACCAAAGGACCCAAGGACCCUAUUGAGUACUCCCCAAUCUAUAGUAAUUAAUUCAAUUGGUGAUGGGCAUUACUGGCAUCAAGGGUUGGAAUUUUGUCUUUUAACAUAUUUCAACACAAUUAUUAGUAAUAGAACCAUAUCCCUUAAUUUUAACAUUGAUGGUCUGCCUUUAUAUAAUAGUUCUCCAAUACAGUUCUGGCCAAUUUUAUUUAACAUUAAUGAAAUCAAAAAUUUUAAGCCAAUGGUCAUUGGAAUUUACUGUGGCAAGGGAAAACCAUCUGAUCUAAAUGCCUACCUAUCACCAUUUCUUAAUGAAUGUAAAAACAUAAUCGAAAAUGGAAUUGUAAUCGGGAAAAAUAAAAUUCAAGUUAAGAUAAGAAGUUUUAUCUGCGACUCACCGGCGCGGGCAUUCGUCAAAGGGGUCAUGUAUUUUAAUGGAAAACAUGGAUGUCUUAAGUGUAUAGUUGUAGGGGAGUACAUUGACCAUUGCACUGUGUUCUUGGGAACAAAUUUUCCAAAAAGAACAAAUGAAGGCUUUAGGACACGAUUGUAUGGUCUUCAUCAUAAAAUAACUUCUCCGCUUGAAGAACUUCCUGUUGACAUGGUUGAAGACUUUCCAAUUGGAGAUGCACUUCAUCUCAUAGACCUAGGUGUUAUGAAAAGGACUUUAACCGGAUGGGUUCACGGUCAUUUCAAAGGAAGUUCCAUAAGACUGAGUGCCCAUGAAAUAAAAAAACUUUCCGAAGAAUUGACAAACUUCAAAGUGCCAAAAGAAAUUCGUAGAACGACAAGAGGCUUGGACUGUUUGGCUUUUUGGAAGGGAACUGAGUUUCGCACAUUCCUACUCUAUGCUGGAAUGGUGUUUUUAAAAGAUAUUUUAAGAUAUGAUGCUUAUGAGCAUUUUCUUUGUCUAGUUUGUGCUAUAACCAUUUGUUCUUCCCAAGCAUAUAAUCAUUUUCUUCAUUUAGCAAAUGAAUUGUUAGUUUUUUAUAUACAAAAAUAUGAAGAACUUUACCAUAAGCGAUCGAUUACAAGCAAUAUACAUAAUCUUUGUCAUCUUGUUGAUGAAGUUAAAAAAUUUGGUGUUCUUGAAACCUUCAGUUCCUACCCUUUCGAAAAUAUUUUAUCAUCUUUAAAACAUUUACUUCGCACUGGUUCUAAUCCUCUUGCUCAAGCCGCAAAACGAAUAAGCGAACUGUCAAAAACCGAACACUAUGAAGAAUCAAAAAUAAUUUAUCCCAUUUUAAAAAACCAAAACAGAGACGGAUCAUUUAGUAAACUUAUAUUUGAAAAUUUUACUCUAAGUAACGAGAUGCCGAACAAAUGGUUUUUGACAAAAAAUCAACAAAUCAUCAGUUUUGAAAAAGCUUUAAAAACAAAAAAUUCAAUUUCAAUAAAAGGUCUUCCCUUAAGAGAAAAAAGUGAUUUCUUUCUAACACCUAUUAAAUCGUCACAUUUAAACAUUUAUUUUUCAAUUGUUCCAUAUAAUAACGAUGGAUUAGUUUUCUUACCUUUACUUCAUACAUUGUAA
This is a messenger RNA of Eupeodes corollae, 2105 nucleotides long. RefSeq lists its product as uncharacterized. The coding region runs from base 192 to 2105 and encodes 637 amino acids. The record is from RefSeq and is a predicted model, not a curated record. NCBI's taxonomy places the organism in Eukaryota, Metazoa, Arthropoda, Insecta, Diptera, Syrphidae. The transcript has 4 exons.